Molecule: messenger RNA, 651 nt
Organism: Eriocheir sinensis (Chinese mitten crab)
Lineage: Eukaryota; Metazoa; Arthropoda; Malacostraca; Decapoda; Varunidae
Product: dynein axonemal intermediate chain 3-like
Exons: 4
Coding region: 1-651 (216 amino acids)
Source: RefSeq, a predicted model, not a curated record
AUGAAGACUUUAGCUCUUUUCUGCACCUUCACGGCCAUGCACUGCCUCCUCGCCGCCUCCACCACCCCCUACAAGCCUUACUCCUACGUCGUCCACUACUCCAAGACGUUUAUAGACAAGAGGACCGCCUACGACAAGCCACCCAGCAACACCCACGCCCACGGGAAGCCACCCAGUCAUACCUACGCCCACGGAAAGCCACUCAGCCACAUUCUCACCCACGCCAAGCCAUCCAGCCAUACCCAUACCCACUCCAAGCCACCCAGCCACACCCACGCCCACGGCAAGCCACCCACGCAUACCCACGCCCACGCCAAGCCACCCACGCAUACCCACGCUCACGCCAAGCCACCCACCACCCAGCCACACCCACGCCGACUCCAAGCCUCCCAUGCCUACCCACGCCUCGCCCCGCCCCCACGCCUGCCCAUACUGGUGGAGGAGGUUCGCAAGACGGUCGAAAUCUACAUCCAGGAAGGUUACGAUCGCGGAGGCUACGAUCACCGACACUACGAGAGGCUGAACAAGAAGUGGAGUGAUUACGAGGAACGAGACUACGACAGUGACGAGGACGAGGAGGGAAAGGAAGAUGGGGGCACGCAACCCAACCACAGCCACGCCCACGCCCACUCCCCCAGCCUGUCAUGUUAG